Lampris incognitus (smalleye Pacific opah) is the source of this 538-nucleotide messenger RNA. RefSeq names its product ribosomal protein, large P2 (gene rplp2a). Lineage: Eukaryota; Metazoa; Chordata; Actinopteri; Lampriformes; Lampridae. Bases 141 to 485 code for a protein of 114 amino acids. The record is from RefSeq and is a predicted model, not a curated record. The transcript has 5 exons. Gene Ontology annotation, molecular function: structural constituent of ribosome. Gene Ontology annotation, biological process: cytoplasmic translational elongation. Gene Ontology annotation, cellular component: ribosome; cytosolic large ribosomal subunit.
AUUCCGAGUAAAAGAGAAGAAAAAAAAGGUAAACAAAAGAAAACGACGCCGAGCAACUAUUUUAACUUCCGGUUCGGCCGACCUCUCUCUUCCGGCUUCUCCGGCGUGACCGACGUUUCGUGUCUGUACAGACUUAAAGAAUGCGUUACGUGGCCGCUUACCUGUUGGCUGGGCUCGGUGGCAAUACCAGCCCCACAGCUAAGGACAUCAAGGCCAUCCUGGGCAGCGUGGGAAUUGAGGCCGACGAUGAACGCUUAAACAAGGUCAUCAGCGAACUGAGCGGAAAAGACAUCAAUGAAGUUUUGAACUCAGGCCUCUCUAAGUUGGCCUCCGUACCAGCAGGUGGGGCUGUAACAACUCCUGCUGCUGGUGGUGGGGCGGCUGGAGCAGUGGCUGCACCUGCUGCUGCGGAAGAGAAAAAGGAAGAGAAGAAAGAGGAAUCUGAAGAGUCAGAUGAGGACAUGGGCUUCGGACUCUUUGAUUAAUCUGCCUUCCCUUUGGCUGAAAAAAAAUAAAAAUGUAAGCAAUUCACAGAAAA